GGGCGAGGAAUAUCGCGCUGUUCACAGCUAUGGCGUUCAGUUUCGGUGAAUCCAGUCCCAGAAGCCUGAAAAAUGCGCUCGCCAAACCCUGAGGCAACGACGGUUGUUUUUUAUUUUUCAAAACGUCGAAAUCGGGUGAACCGCUGUCGCCACGUUUUUGAUUUCUUUGUCCCAAGCUCUCCGAAACUAGAUCGGCUAUUUCUUUGGCGGUUUCUAUGUAAUUGCUGGCGUAUUCUAGUCCCGUUUUUAUCUUGUCCAAAACACCUGAAAACACGAAGAAAAAAUAUAAAGAAUCUUAUCAAUUUAGAUACGUUGAAAUUUUCGAGGAUUUUACCUGGGGAAUUUUGACACGAUACCGUUAACAUGUGGGUUGAAAAUAUCAGGAAAAAUCCGAGUUUCAGAAAAGCGUUGUAGGUCGACAGCAUGAUAUCCUCGCGAGUCACCGGAUUCUGGUAAACUGCAAGCCAGGCUUCCAUUUUUAACGGAAUCUAGUCCUGAGAUUACGUUGUCGUGAGUAAUCGUCGCAUCUGAACUGCAACAGGUCUUUUUCGUAAUUAACUAUUCUUCUUUUUCUGUCACUUGAGAGUCUUUUUUUUCUCACUUACUUCCUUUGUAUUCUUUCUCCGUGCUUUGCGAAGCACAACGAAGUCCACGCAGUCUGAAUUUUGAUAACUGUUCAAAUUUUCACACAACUCGUAGAGCAGUUGCGACUAGACAACUGGCCGGAACAGUGGUGUUGAAAAAUAAAUUUCGAUAACUUCUAUUUUCCAACUCCCGUCGGUUUUCUCUUUUUUUUUUUAUUUUUUCAUUCCAAAUCGAUCGACUGCAGCCGACAAAUAUAAUGUCGAUCGUAAAAUUAUUUUUUGUAACAUCGCUGUGCUGCACUACGCGCGUCUCGCGGGGCGUGAAUUUUGUAAAAUCGGACGAUCACUCCGAUAUAUUUUUGAGCGAGAUUCGAAGUCUGAGUGAACUGCCGAUGGAAAAACUCAUCGGUAUAAAAACAACGUUCGCCGAUCUGCAAGAUACGGAGAUCCAGGGGAUCGAUAAUGCGACCGCCGAUCCCGAUUUCGGGCUGAACGUCUCGCCGGAUUUUCCGGUCGCUUUGCCCCUGAGGAGAAGACGUCCGAAUACGAAACCCGCGAGACGUUACGACGAUUACUGGUGGGAGGAGAAAAGUAAAAGUUCGAAAAUAUCGAAGAUAUUUCAGCUGACGAUAACGGCACUUUCGUUCUUCGCUUUUGGCGGAUACCUCCUCACCCUCAUUAUAGCGUCCAUAAGAAGAAACAAUGCGGUAACCGCCGGUAGCGGAAAUGUUAUUUUUCUACAGGGUCUCCAAUCGAUAAAACGGCCGAAACGAUCGUCGACGCUCGAUCCAAUGGAGAACGAUUUUGACACGGAAAAAUUGUACAAGGGAAUGAUAAUGCUGUCGGAAGGCUACGCUCUGUACAAUUGAAAGUAAAAUUUACGCAACACAUUUACUUCAUCGACGUUUCACCCAAUAAUUUGUCUAGACAAUUUCUUUCCGUGAAAAAAAAAAGAAAAGAAAUUCCGGGAUUAAUUUUUUUAUACACCGCACAGCAAUAUACAAAUAUAAAAAAACGUUCGCACGAGCUACGAUACGAGGGCGAGAAUAGUGGAUUAUAUUUUUUUUCACUUCAUAUCUUCGAUCCAAUAGAUAGGAUAGUAAUAGUUGUGACUACGAAAUAUCUGUAGAUAUCUGUAAGCGUUUGUGUUAUACGCGUUCUACACCUGGUUCCAAAUUGAGGAUGGAGACUCCCCGUAGCGCGCGACUGGUGGUCCAACGCGUUCAGGAAUUCAUAUUUAAUUAAUAAAUACAGAGGUUUGGACGUUUCUCUUUUCUUUUUAUCCUCUUUCAUUUCCUAUCUAUUUUUCUAUUUUCUUUUUUAUUCUGUUUUUUCAAUUCCCACAAUGUGGCAACACUCGCCGAUGGAACUCAGAUUAUACACGGAUGCAUGUGACACGCGUGCAUCUAUGCUUAAAAGAAGACACCUACGAUUGUGUAAUUUUUUUCUACAUAUACAAAAAUUUUGAGAAGAACAAAAACGAAAUUCGAAGUAGAGGAAAGAGGAAAAUCGAAUCUCUUUUCCUGUUCGCGAGCCUCGAUAUUCGGAUGUGUCGAUCAUCUAGUAUAGGGAUAUCUGCUUGUACGGGGUGGGGGCGGGUAUGUAUAAUGUAUAAGUAUCGAAAAUUUUAAAAGCUAAUAAAAUCGAAUAGAUGUGUAUGAGGUCGUCUGUAUAAUUAUAAUUUUAUAAGAAUAUCGCACGGAGUCGCGUGGGGAUGGAGGAGGUCGUUUUAAACAUGGCUGUACAAAUAAACAUCCAACUCACUGUAUACUACAUACUUAAACAUGUAUUUAUAUAUAUGUACAUACAUGUAUACCCACACCCAUACGUAUACCAAAUGUAUAUAUCCAUACCGCGUA
Messenger RNA from Athalia rosae (coleseed sawfly), 2443 nucleotides. RefSeq lists its product as uncharacterized. The coding region runs from base 842 to 1453 and encodes 203 amino acids. Lineage: Eukaryota; Metazoa; Arthropoda; Insecta; Hymenoptera; Athaliidae. The record is from RefSeq and is a predicted model, not a curated record. The transcript has 3 exons.